GUUCCGCAUUCCCGGUUCAGGACCUGUAGCAAGGUCCAUGGGCUGCACACAAUUAAUCCGAAUACGGUACGGCUCGUGCGUAAACGGCCUGAUUGCGGUAGAGGGCGUCGGUGCCAUAGCGGCGACCGUGCCUGCAGACCAGAGGGGAGGGGAGAGAGAGAGGGGAAGAGGGAGGGAGGUAAGGCGGAUCUUAGUUAGACGAAACAGACCACACAUUUGUAAUAGAAGUACCGUAACCGUUUAGUUCAAACGCUGUUUUCUACGGUCCUGCGACUUUCUACUUUUGCCAGCCUGUGCGUGACCUUUUGACGCCAGGUGCGUCGCAGAGGACGAGGCGGUCUGGAUACCGCGACCCGCUGCUCGGACGUCCAAGGUGAUAGAAGUCAACUAAUACUCUACUUCAGGGCUAUUGUAUUCUUCCCACAAAGAAUAGGAGUCUGCUUGUGGCAUGCGCUAAUACAGAGGGUCUGUGAAGACAUUUUCAGCAGGUGACUGUCCUCUGAGUUCACCACCCCUUCCAGGAUGAACGGCUACACCCCACCCUCCUUCCCCCAGGGAGGGUUCGACUCAUACACCUCACAACUCAAUGGUCAUGGUUCCCAGUCCACAGAGCCUCCAGAUUGCAACGCCAGGACCAACACCAAGUCCAUCUCUAAAGCCCUUUAUGAACAACGGAAGAACUACACCAAAAACAGCAUCAACAGCAUGACGAACACCUCGCAGUACCAUGUUGAGCACCUGACCACAUUUGUUCUGGACAGGAAGGAAGCCAUGAUCAACACUGAGGAUGGAAUCAGGAAGCUCCGCCUGCUGGAUGCCAAGGGGAAGGUAUGGACCCAGGACAUGUUGCUGCAGGUGGAGGAGAAGACAGUCAGCCUCAUUGACCCAGAGACCAAGAAUGAGUUGGAGAACUUUCCCUUGGGGACCAUCAUGCACUGCCAGGCAGUGAUGUCAUCCUGCAACUACGACUCCAUCUUGGCUCUGGUGUGUAAGGAGCCGGGCCAGGGCAAACCAGACCUGCACCUGUUCCAGUGUGACGACAUCAAGGCCAACCUGAUCCAGGCUGAUAUAGAGGGGGCCAUGAUGGAUCAGAAGGGAGGCAAGGUGAAGAAGAGACCUGAAACACUACGGAUGAUUCUGAAGAGUGACGGGGUCAUCCCGCCGCCCCCCGCGGCGCCCGCCCCCGAGCCCCCCGCCACCCUCACCCAGGUGGACGUGAGGAGUCGUGUGGCAGCCUGGUCAGCCUGGGCGGCGGAGCAGCAGGACUAUGAUAAACAGCCUCAGUAUUCUGACCAGAAUGAACCUUCGGAGAUGAUGGCUACCAGAGUGGAUCGAGACGUGCAAAUCCUGAACCACAUUCUGGACCACAUCGAGUUCUUCGUGACCAAACUGCAGAAAGCGGCUGAGGCCUUCAGCGAGCUCUCUAAGAGGAAGAAAUCUAAAAAGAACAAGAAGAAGGGACCCGGAGAGGGAGUUCUAACACUGCGAGCCAAGCCUCCCACUCAGGAGGAGUUUGUUGACUGUUUCCAGAAGUUCAAACAUGCCUUCAACCUGCUGGGGAAGUUGAAGUCCCACAUCCAGAACCCCAGCGCUGAUGAUCUGGUCCACUUCCUGUUCACACCACUCAGGAUGGUGAUCCAGACCUCUGGAGGGACAGAGCUGGCUAAGAGCGUGGUGGUUCCUCUGUUGACCAUAGAGGCUAUAGACUUCCUGCACUCAGCUGGGACGGCCGAGGAAAGACACCUGUGGGUUGCCCUGGGGGAGGGGUGGACCAAGUGCAGGUUGGAGUGGCCUAAGGACCACUACUUCCCUCCGUGUACGCUGCAGUUCCGUGAUGGUUGGGAACCUCCCAUGAUGCCGUUCGUCCCCCAAUCACGAGAGGCAGAGCUGAAUCAGCUGACCCAGACCCUCGCCCACUCUGAGAUCCUUAGACAGGAGGAGAUGGUUCACAGGCUGUCUACUGAGCAUCCGGGUGUACAGGACUUCCCGUCUUCACAAGGGUAUGCAAUGGACAACAAGGCCUACAAACGCAUGCACCUCUCGGACCAGGGCAUGGCUGUGCAGGCCUUCAACCAGGCCGUCUCACGACACGUAGACCGGAACUACGAGGCCCACGGCAGCAGAGGUCAGCCAAAACUGUUUGCCAAAUCCAAGUAUGACUUUGUGGCCAGAAACAACACAGAGCUGUCAUUGGUACAGGACGAGGUUGUGGAGGUGCUGGAUGACAGGAAGCAGUGGUGGAAAGUGUGUAACUGCUCCGGGGCAUCUGGCUAUGUGCCAAACAACAUCCUGGAGGUCACCAAGGCUGUGGACGUCACGAUGCGGGGGGAGCCCAUCUAUAGCCAUACUAUACAGAAACAGCGGACGGACUACGUCCCCAAACCCAUGGCCACUCCCAUGCCCCCCAUCCCUACACCCCCCAUCCCCACACCCCUCCCUCCUGCCCCGCCACGUCUCCCCACCCCUCCCCUGCCCCCCCCGCCCGAACCCCCCCGCCCCCCUCCCAGCACGGUGAGCAGACAGAGCAGCAACACCUCCAGCGACUCCGGAAGCAUCCCAGCCAGCGUCACCAUGAGAGACCACCCAAACCAGAGACCCCCGCCAGUCAACCGGAGGAAGUCCAACAUGGAGGAGGUUCAGGACGAGUUGAUGCACCGCCUCACGUUGGGUCGAAGCGCCAACAAGAAGUUUGCUGUUCCUGCUCGCAGCACCUCCCUCCCGUCCGUCAACAUCACGUACGACUCCUCCCCUGACGAGGUCAAGGCCUGGCUGCAGCUGAAGGGGUUCAGCUCUGUUACCAUUACCAGUCUGGGAGUAUUAACCGGAGCCCAGCUGUUCUCUCUAAAUAAGGAGGAGCUGAAGACGGUGUGUCCAGACGACGGGGCCAGGGUCUUCAGUCAGGUGACCGUCCAGAAGGCUGCUCUGGAGAGGAGUUCAGGGUCAGAGCUGCAGGAGAUCAUGCGGAGGCGUCAGGAGAAGCUGUCGGUCACAACCUGUGACUCAGGGGUGGAGUCAUUUGACGAGUGCAGCAACCACUGA
This is a messenger RNA of Oncorhynchus kisutch (coho salmon), 3039 nucleotides long. Its product is annotated as epidermal growth factor receptor kinase substrate 8. Gene Ontology annotation, molecular function: actin binding. Gene Ontology annotation, cellular component: ruffle membrane; vesicle; plasma membrane. Gene Ontology annotation, biological process: regulation of Rho protein signal transduction; Rho protein signal transduction; positive regulation of ruffle assembly. Lineage: Eukaryota; Metazoa; Chordata; Actinopteri; Salmoniformes; Salmonidae. The record is from RefSeq and is a predicted model, not a curated record.